AAGAUUUCCAGAGGGCUACCGAAGUGCUGCGUGCCGCCAAGGAGACCAUUUCGCUUGCUGAGCAGAGGUUGCUGGAGGAUGACAAACGUCAGUUUGACUCUGCCUGGCAAGAGAUGCUCAACCAUGCUACUCAAAGGGCUCAGACUGAAGGAUGCUGCUCAUUUGCUCACAGGAGAAUAGAACAAUGAUGAUGAGACUAACAUGAUUUGAAAACCAGAGUGCUUGCAUUUCAUCUUUCCUGAGAUAAGACUUACUUUGAUCUGAUAAGGUCAUGGAGGCAGAGCAGACGAAAACAAGAAGUGAGUUGGUGCACAAGGAGACUGCAGCCAAGUACAACGCUGCCAUGGGUCGGAUGAAACAGCUGGAGAAAAAACUGAAAAGGGCCAUCAAUAAAUCUAAGCCUUACUUUGAACUCAAGGCAAAAUACUAUGUACAGCUUGAGCAAUUAAAAAAGACUGUGGAUGACCUGCAAGCAAAGUUGGCCCUGGCAAAGGGAGAGUACAAAACUGCCUUGAAAAACCUGGAGAUGAUCUCAGAUGAGAUCCAUGAGAGGAGACGGUCUGCUGCCAUGGGGCCCCGGGGCUGCGGUGUGGGUGCUGAAGGCAGUAACACUUCAGUGGAAAACCUUUCAGCAAGCAAACUGGAGGCAGACACCAUCUCCAUAGCCUCUGAAGUCUUUGAGGAUGACAACUGCAGCAGUUUUGUGUCUGAAGAAGAUUCUGAAACCCAGUCAGUGUCCAGUUUCAGUUCUGGUCCAACAAGCCCCUGUGAGAUACCCACUCAGUUUCCUCCAGCAACAAGGCCGGGAAGCCUGGAUCUACCCAGUCCUGUAUCCCUGUCUGAAUUUGGGAUGAUGUUUCCUGUCCUUGGUCCUCGAAGUGAGUGCAGUGGGGCAUCUUCCCCAGAGUGCGAGGUUGAACGAGGGGAUAGGGCAGAAGGGGCUGAGACCAAGACGGGUGACAAGGCGAACAAAAAUAGGAGCAGCAGCAGUCACUCCGCUGAGGGCCUGGCUUUGGAUAACCGAAUGACACAGCUCUCACUUCAGUGCAUGAAAAUCAAGGAGGGCUUAAGUGCAGGCAGAAAAGCCGCCCAGAUUGGCUGAAUUGUCCUCUUUCCAUCCUGCUCUGGUUAAUGGGCGUGUUGGUAUUUAUACAUGAACUUCUCAAUGUCCGAAGAAGUGUGCCAAUAACUAUUUAAUAUAUGCCAAAUCUUAAGUGUUUACUAUAAAAAUUUAAAACUGCACUAAAGGAGUGGAAUUGAUGUUGAGGGCUGAAUUUUUUUCAGUGAAAUCUUUGUAGGAUGGACAGAUUGUCAUACGUAUAGCUGUGCUCAUAUUUCACACAGCCUUUGUAAACUGUUUUGUAGCAGCCUGGCUGAAGCAAUAACUGGUAAUGUUCAUGUGUAAACUCAUGCCAAUAGGGGUCUGAAAUCCAAGCCAAAUAUUGGUGGUGAGGUUUGGCUUGUUUUGUAGAAUGAUGCUCUUUAGAUACAGUGGAUCCCUGAAAUCUAAGUGGCGUCUCCUUUAAACACCUAUAUUUGUCUGUAUUAUAAUGAACCUAUAGGAACAUUUUGUAUACAGGGAAGCUGUUGCAUGUGUGGGUCUAGCAGCCUUCACUCACUCUCCAGUGCUCCAGCAAGGAGAAAGUUAGUUGCCCUUAAGACUUGGUCAAAGAGGAUAACAGAAACAUGGUGAUGUUCAGUAGCUACGUGCCCCUUCUACCUACCUGCUCUUUGUGCGGCUGCCUUCUAAGGGCAAAUCCAGUGACAAAAAAAGUACAGGACUCUCUUUCUUGAGAACGUAAGUAUAAUUUAUCAGCACUUUAAGUGUUAUUACUGUAAAACAAGAUUCAAGGGUGGGUGCAUGUAGGACAGUCUUGUUAGAUACCUACCAAAUUUGAAGGGGGCUUGCCCUUAAGAUGUGCAUGAAGAAAAGGAAUUGCCUGUGUGGCUUGACAGUGUUCUUAAUUUUUCUGUAGGUUGUAAUGUGUGAGGUUUUAUGACUGUUUAAGGGACUUCAGAUUUUUAGUAUGGCCUAGAAAAAUUCACUAAAAGUAGAAAGGGCGUGAGGCAUGUUUUGGCAGCAGCUAUUAGGCAGUAGUGUGUCUGGUAAUUAUGCUAAUAAAUAGUAGUAAAAAUACUAGGACUUAAGCUUGGUGGCUAGACAUUUCUGAGAGCACCAUACUGUAUCUGAAACGUCAGUUUAUAUUGUUAAUUUGAUGGGAAUUAAGUAUCUUCCAAGGUUUUCUAUACCAUGUUUUGCAGUCCUGGUGUAUUUUGUCCCUGCCACCGCUUGUGUAUCUAUUCUCAAAGUAAAUGUAAAAUUCUUCACACUACAGUAAACAUUUUGGUUUUCCAUAUUUUAUUUUGACUUGUGCAAGAUAACAGUGUCUAAAACAAUUUCAACCAUUAUUAUAAAUCUAGUUCCACAGUAAACUAAGUGUAUGAGGAUGUUUACAAGUAUUAGUCAUAUGUAUACAUAUGUAGUCCAGAUUCACACAAGGAAGUCAGUUUGGUCUCUCGCCAUUCUAAUGCCAAAUGCCCUAGUCUUUAGUAAGGUAAAAUGAAGCUUAAUGUAAAUUUAAUUUUAGCACUGGUACUUGAUUGGAAUGCGUACCCAGGACACUUGAGACUUUUCAGGCAAGACCCUGGCACUGACUACUUUGCUAUAUCUGGACAAUUAUUUCAUUGUGGCUUUCAACUAGACUUUCAUUCACAUCACCUUUGGCUUACAACUUGACAAUUUUAAGUAAAAAAAAAAAACAAAAAACCAACAAAAAAAAUCUGCCUUUAAAGGAUUACUUAGUAUGUAGUGGAGGGGGAGAUAUUGUAUGUUGUCUGACACCUCUGCUUUGACAGAAACCUGGUUUCAGAAGAUAGAUUUAAUGUUAGCAUGCAGAAGUUGAACACAGAAGGUCACCUGGCACUUGCAAAAGGCUUAGCCCUUAGCUCAUCAUCAGCACAUUCCAACUUCUGAGCUAACAAUUUGAGGGAAGAAUGGUUAGUUUUAACACGUGUCACUUGAUGCUUGGCUACCUUACCUUCUAAUUAAGUAAAUCAGCCAAGGAAUUACGU
Molecule: messenger RNA, 3072 nt
Organism: Alligator sinensis (Chinese alligator)
Lineage: Eukaryota; Metazoa; Chordata; Crocodylia; Alligatoridae
Gene: SH3BP5
Product: SH3 domain binding protein 5
Exons: 7
Coding region: 272-1102 (276 amino acids)
Biological process (GO): intracellular signal transduction; negative regulation of protein tyrosine kinase activity
Cellular component (GO): cytoplasm
Molecular function (GO): protein kinase inhibitor activity
Source: RefSeq, a predicted model, not a curated record